Messenger RNA from Eriocheir sinensis (Chinese mitten crab), 2106 nucleotides. RefSeq lists its product as uncharacterized. Bases 385 to 2106 code for a protein of 573 amino acids. The transcript is spliced from 3 exons. The record is from RefSeq and is a predicted model, not a curated record. Lineage: Eukaryota; Metazoa; Arthropoda; Malacostraca; Decapoda; Varunidae.
GUGUUUGGCAGAAAAAUCUGCUGGUUGGCAUUUUUUCAGAAAUUGGCAUUUUUCUUGGCGUAUUUUUAUUGAUAAAUCAUUGCUUUAAAAAGACUUAUCGGUAACACGAUUAUUUAUAGAAUGAGAUGGGAACUCUGAUUCAAGGAGCAUUUAAUUCAGCUACCCAAACUUUAGUACCCCUUUAAAAAGUCAAUUUUCUUUCACUCCUGAGGGUGGCUCGCGGGGGCCCGGGUAACUUUGUAAACAUUGGCCAGCUGACGCAGGUACCGGGUGUAGUAGGAGUCGUCUCAUAACAAGAGGUGAGGCUGCCCUGUAAUGAAUGACCGGCUGACGGAGUGACGGACGGGUACCUAUUUGUCUAAUCUGCGACAAACAUACACCAUUAUGUCAAAAAAAUGGAAGAGUUUAUAUGACUCCUCCAGAAAAUUUAAAGAUGAGUGGGAAAUUUUUUUUUUGUGGGUAAAACAGUCUAGUGAUGGUUCUGGUGAAGCCUUCUGCAAGCUCUGUCACUGCAAUUUGGUUCCAAGGUUGUCUUCCCUUCAAAAUCAUGAAAAAUCGGAUAAGCAUCAAAAGCGACAGGCUGCAAUACCUUACACAUCUGCUCUGAAGGUCAGUCCAAAUGUGUCUGAUGAAGUGAAACGUGCUGAGCUGGAGAUAGCCACUGCCAUAUGCUGUCACUGCUCCACUAUAUCGGUUGACCACAUUAGUGAUAUCAUCAAGCGAAAUGGAAAAGGAAGUACUCUUGGUAAAAUCAAUAUUCAUCGUACAAAAUGUAGCAAAAUAUUGACCGAGGUUAUUUCCCCUGCUUAUGUGGAAGAGUUGAAAUCAGAUGUUCUGGGGCAAAAAUUUGCUAUACUUGUUGAUGAAUCAACUGAUGUUGCAUCAAAAAAGUUACUUUGCGUUGUCAUCAGGUAUUUCAGUAGAUCAGAAAAGAAAAUUGUGACAGAAUUAGUUGAACUAGUUGAAGUGAGUGAAGCUACACGUGAGGCAUUGUUUCAAGCAAUAAAGAAUUCAAUCGAAAAGUUAGGAUUGUCAUUGAAAGACUGCAUAGGGUAUGCUAGUGAUGGAGCAUCAGUCAUGACUGGCACUCACAAUUCAGUGUGGAGUAGGAUUCAUGAGGAAUCUCCCAAUUGUGUCCAGAUGAAAUGCAUCUGCCAUUCCUUGGCUUUGUGUGUUCAGGCAGCAUUUAAAAAGCUUCCUGCAAGUCUUGGAUUUCUGUUGGCAGAAAUCCCUAAAUGGUUUUCUAAAAGUGCCAUAAGAAGAGAAGCUUUUAGUACACUCUUCAGUAUAAUGGAUCCUUGUGAGGAAAGGAAAGGAACACCACUGCCAUUUCAGCAAGCAUCAGUCACUAGAUGGUUGGUAAGAGGAAAAGUGAUGAACAAUAUUUUGUUCAACUGGGAAGAACUGAAAGCUUAUUUUAUGUGUGCAGAAAAACAGUCCACACCUGAUUGUAUGUACAAAGCAAGGGUUCUUCAUGGGAUGCUCAAUGAUCAUAUCAAUUUUCUGUAUAUGCAUUGUCUCACACCACUGAUUGCUGAAUUUGAAAGAGUAAAUGCAUACUUUCAGUUAACGGAUGCAGAUCCACAAAGUCUAGAAGAAGAAUUAAGAUGUCAUUAUCAGAGUCUGUGUGCUAGGGUAAAAAAUUACCAAGGGGAGAUCCUGCCAGUGGAGGAAGUUGACUUUGGAGCUAAAUUUGCACAAGAGGUACAGAGACAUUUAGAAAAAUAUCCAGAAUCUGAAGAAAGAAUUCAAGAAGUGAAGGUGCGAUGCCUUGCUUUUAUCAAUGAGGCCAUACAGCAGUUAGAAAGGCGCCUUCCUCCCACUCAAAAUACAUUCAAGAGCUUAUCGGCUUUGAACCCGGUAAAAAUUCUGAGUCAGUUUGAGAGGGUAAAGUUUAAAGAUCUUCCUUUCCCACAUUUGGUUGCAAACAAUUUUGUCAAAAUUGAAGAACAAUACAGGAAAAUUUUGCAUGUAGACUGUAGCGAGGAACCUGUGUUCAGCGGCAAAAUACCAGAAAACAGCACAGAUUUUUGGUCUCGGGUGUUGCGAUCGAGAGCCAAGGCUGUUACAUCAGAGACGGCCUUUGGCACAGCAAUUCCACUAUAA